Lucilia cuprina (Australian sheep blowfly) is the source of this 358-nucleotide messenger RNA. RefSeq lists its product as uncharacterized. The record is from RefSeq and is a predicted model, not a curated record. Lineage: Eukaryota; Metazoa; Arthropoda; Insecta; Diptera; Calliphoridae. Bases 1 to 294 code for a protein of 97 amino acids. The transcript has a single exon.
AUGGAUAACUGUAAAAAACCAUCAGUCAUUUAUACACUCUUCCUAUAUCGUCAAGAGCUGAAACGCACACAAAAGCAUUACAAGCGUUUAAAUCGAACAAAACUAACUCUAACGGAUGGUUUGAUAACGAAAACUCUCAGUAGUCUCAAAAACUGUACGGCCGAUGAUCUGCGAGCCCUUUCUCGGGAGAUUAAAUUCAAAAAUCAACUGAAAUCAGAGCUGAGACGCAUGAAUCAUUUGGAGAAAUUGGGCAUUAAGAAUCCAAAUCCACACGGUCGUAUAACAAAGUUAUGAGAACUAAUUAGAUGAACCUGGAGUUAAUUAUUAAUUUUAAGUGCUUGUAAACCAAAGUAGGCAA